This is a messenger RNA of Hibiscus syriacus, 903 nucleotides long. RefSeq names its product GTP-binding nuclear protein Ran-3. Gene Ontology annotation, cellular component: nucleus; cytoplasm. The transcript is spliced from 8 exons. Gene Ontology annotation, molecular function: GTPase activity; GTP binding. NCBI's taxonomy places the organism in Eukaryota, Viridiplantae, Streptophyta, Magnoliopsida, Malvales, Malvaceae. Bases 151 to 816 code for a protein of 221 amino acids. The record is from RefSeq and is a predicted model, not a curated record. Gene Ontology annotation, biological process: ribosomal subunit export from nucleus; protein import into nucleus.
AAAGCCAGGGGGCCUAAGCGCCGAGACCCUGAAAAAGCCCUCUUAUAAAACCCUUGCUAUAGCCGUCUCUCCCAAAUCACUGCGUUUCCGUCUCUCCUUCUCUCUGAUUUCCUCAAACGCUAGAUUUCGUUUGUUCGAGUUUCGUUACCGAUGGCUUUGCCGAAUCAGCAGACUGUUGAUUAUCCUAGCUUCAAGCUCGUCAUCGUCGGUGAUGGAGGCACUGGAAAGACCACAUUUGUGAAGAGACAUCUGACUGGCGAGUUUGAAAAGAAAUAUGAGCCAACAAUCGGUGUGGAGGUUCACCCUUUGGACUUCUUCACUAACUGUGGAAAAAUCCGAUUUUACUGCUGGGAUACUGCAGGACAGGAAAAAUUCGGUGGUCUCCGUGAUGGUUACUACAUCCAUGGGCAAUGUGCGAUAAUUAUGUUUGAUGUUACUGCCCGCUUGACAUACAAGAAUGUUCCUACAUGGCACCGUGAUCUUUGCAGGGUCUGCGAGAAUAUUCCUAUUGUUCUAUGUGGUAACAAGGUUGAUGUGAAGAACAGGCAAGUUAAGGCAAAGCAGGUUACAUUCCAUAGGAAGAAGAACCUGCAAUAUUAUGAAAUUUCGGCCAAGAGUAACUACAAUUUUGAGAAGCCUUUCUUGUAUCUCGCCAGGAAGCUUGCAGGUGAUCCUAAUCUUCACUUUGUCGAGUCCCCUGCACUUGCUCCACCCGAAGUACACAUCGACUUGGCUGCCCAGCAACAACAUGAAGCAGAGCUUGCGGCAGCAGCGAGCCAGCCUCUUCCAGAUGAUGAUGAUGAUGCAUUUGAGUAAAAAAGAAGUGUUGGGGCGUUUUCACCGGCACUGCCUGAUUAUGUUUGGGGUCUAAACAAUUUCAUCUGUCUUCUUUAAAGUUUUCAA